Molecule: messenger RNA, 1003 nt
Organism: Mus caroli (Ryukyu mouse)
Lineage: Eukaryota; Metazoa; Chordata; Mammalia; Rodentia; Muridae
Product: growth-regulated alpha protein
Biological process (GO): defense response; chemotaxis; immune response
Cellular component (GO): extracellular region
Molecular function (GO): chemokine activity
Source: RefSeq, a predicted model, not a curated record
GCCCGGAGCUCUGGAGUUUCGAGCAUAAAAGGGGCUCGCGGGAGCCCUAGAGCUCCACAUCAGGACUCAGAGCCUCUAACCAGCUCCAGCACUCCAGACUCCAGCCACACUCCAACACAGCACCAUGAUCCCAGCCACCCGCUCGCUUCUCUGUGCAGCGCUACUGCUGCUGGCCACCAGCCACCAGGCCACAGGGGCGCCUGUCGCCAAUGAGCUGCGCUGUCAGUGCCUGCAGACCAUGGCUGGGAUUCACCUCAAGAACAUCCAGAGCUUGAAGGUGUUGCCCUCAGGGCCCCACUGCACCCAAACCGAAGUCAUAGCCACACUCAAGAACGGUCGGGAGACUUGCCUUGACCCCGAAGCUCCCCUAGUUCAGAAGAUUGUCCAAAAGAUGCUAAAAGGUGUCCCCAAGUAAUGGAGAAAGAAGACAGAUUGCUCUGAUGGCACCUGUCUGGUGAACGCUGGCUUCUGACAACACUAUACAAUGUCUUUUGAGGGUCCUAUUUAUUUAUGUAUUUAUUUAUUCCACAAAGUGUGUGGUUUUUAUUUUACAUUAAUAUUUAACAGUGUGGAUACAUUUCAUCGAUGGUAGUUCAGUUCUGCUUGUUCAGUUUAAAGAUGGGUAGGCUUAAAAUAUUUCAUUAAAUUAAUAUUUAUUGGGAGACCACUAAGUGUCAACCACUGUGCUGGAAGGUGUUGUGCGAGAAGAAGCGCAGAGAGAUAGAUAAGAGUUUAGGAUCGUGUUUUGUGUUAGGGUGAGGACAUGUGUGGGAGGCUGUGUUUGUAUGUCUUGAAAAGAAUGUCAGUUAUUUAUUGAAAGUCGUCUUUCAUAUUGUAUGGUCAACACGCACGUGUUGAAGCUUCCCUUGGACAUUUUGUGUCUAGUUGGUAGGGCAUAAUGCCCUUUUACAUUUUUAACCCUGUUUCUCCUUGUCUCGUCUCGCUCGGGACAGAGAAGUUCAAAGGACUGUUACAAAUGAAGUAAAAAUAAAAGUUUUAUUAA